Messenger RNA from Triticum aestivum (bread wheat), 2066 nucleotides. Its product is annotated as pentatricopeptide repeat-containing protein At5g61800-like. Gene Ontology annotation, biological process: RNA modification. Bases 21 to 1418 code for a protein of 465 amino acids. Lineage: Eukaryota; Viridiplantae; Streptophyta; Magnoliopsida; Poales; Poaceae. The record is from RefSeq and is a predicted model, not a curated record. The transcript has a single exon. Gene Ontology annotation, molecular function: RNA binding; protein binding.
CCCUAACCACCAGAGCGAAAAUGGCGCCACCACCUCCAACCCUCCCUCCACCCUACCAUUCCCUCCCCAACGUCCUUUCCCUCCCCCGCCGGCACGCCCGGCUCCCCAUCCGACGCCUCCUCGCAGCGCACGCCCUCGCCGUCGUCGCCGGCCACCUCUCCCUCCCCGACCCCUACACCCACACGCUCCUCCUUGUCGCCUACUCCCGCCUCGAGUGCGCCCGCGGCCCCUACACACUUCUCCUCCUCCUCCGCCUCUCGGUGCCCCCCACCCGCCGCUCCCUCCCUCUCGCUGUCUCCGCUGCCUCCUCCUUACGCCUCCACCUCCCGCUCGCACUCUCCCUUCACGCCGUCGCGGUAACCCGCAACCUCCUCCCGUUCGCGCACGUGGCCAACGCCUUCGUCUCCCUCUACGGCAAGAACGGGCUGCCGGACUCCGCGCGCAGGGUGUUCGACGAAAUGCCCACACCGGACGUCAUCUCGUACAAUGCUCUGAUGGACGGGUACAUCAAGGCUGGGCGACUGGGGCUUGCCAUGAAGGAGUUCCAUCGGAUGCCGCAGCGGGAUGCCGUGUCCUGGGGCACGGUGAUAGCCGGUUGUGCAAAGGUCGGGCAAUGGGAGGAGGCGGUGGCGCUGUUUGACAGGAUGAGAGGUGAGGGAUUGGGACCAGACGAUGUUGCACUGACUGCAGUGCUGUCAUGCUGCGCACAUCUCGGGGCGCUAGAGAAGGGACGGGAGGUCCAUGAGUAUGUGAUGCAAAGCAGGUCCCGGCCGAAUGUGUUCUUGUGCACAGGGCUUGUUGAUCUGUAUGCAAAAUGUGGGUGUGUUGAGGUUGCCCAGGAGGUGUUCGACUGGUGCCCUGUGAGGAAUGUGUUCACCUGGAAUGCGCUCAUCGUCGGGCUGGCAAUGCACGGGCAUGGCACAGUGGCAGUCAAGUACUUCAACCGCAUGCUGGUUGAGGGGGUUCGACCAGACGGAGUCACCUUCUUAGGGGUGUUGAUCGGUUGCAGCCAUGCCGGCCUGGUUGACAUGGCAAAGAGGAUCUUCUCCGAGAUGGAAGGCAGGUAUGGCGUGUCUCGGGAGCUUAAGCAUUAUGGAUGCAUGGCCGACUUGCUUGGUCGAGCCGGGCUCAUUGAGGAAGCAAUGAAGAUGGUCGAGAAGAUGUCGACGAAAGGGGAUGCUUACGUCUGGGGAGGUAUACUCGCUGGUUGUCGAAUGCACGGGAAUGUGGAGGCAGCAGAGGUUGCAGCAAGACAUUUGCUGGAGCUCAAUCCUGAAGACGGCGGGGUAUACUCUGUCCUGGCCGGGAUCUAUGCAGAUGCUGGCAGGUGGGAGGAUGUUGCAAGGGUUAGGAAACUGAUGGAUCAGAGGAUUGGUAGGAGAAAUGUUGGUUGCAGUUCCAUUACAACGGACCAAUAAGACAUACUGAGUUGGUCGCGGCAACAUGCUAUCUGAGUGUAGUAGAUUCUACCUAGAAGGUCGCCAUUGCAAAGUAGAAAUCGGCUCAGGAAGAGGACAGAUACUCUGCUAGGAGUAGCAAUGAUUAGAUAGUGAGAAGGCGUCAACUUAUCGUUGUGAAAUUUUCAUUAUUUUAAGAUUUACUGCACAUAUAGUUUUAACUCUCUUCUCCAAGAGUCCAAGACCCAGACCUCUUUGCGUUGCAAACUUUAUGCUGCAAAACGCGAGUGUGAACAUGACAAUGCAUACUCAAAAUGGGUUAGCAGCUAGGUGCAGCCUAGAAUUCAUGCAUUUAGCUAUUCUCUGUUCUUAAUGUUUUCCCUGCCGCCAGAACAAUACUCACCUGGUCUCGUCGGUAUUUUAUACUCCCUCAAGGUAUUUUAUACUCCCUCAAUCAGCGACACUUACUUUGGGACGGAGGGAGUAGUUCAGGUCUAUCGGUGUCGCAGAAACUCAUGCGCUACAGACAACGGUUAGUCCAUGCUUAAAAGAUGAUGGAAGAGAAGCACGCAUACUGCAAUCGAGACGAGUUAUGAAGUCACUCAUCCAUGCACUUCUCCGUGCGCUCCUUGCCUUCUUUGCAAACUUCUUCUCAGGUCUCGGGUCUUC